Molecule: messenger RNA, 1218 nt
Organism: Lizanozyma spartinae
Lineage: Eukaryota; Fungi; Ascomycota; Pichiomycetes; Serinales; Debaryomycetaceae
Gene: MSS51
Product: Mss51p
Exons: 1
Coding region: 1-1218 (405 amino acids)
Biological process (GO): mitochondrial respiratory chain complex IV assembly
Cellular component (GO): extrinsic component of mitochondrial inner membrane
Source: RefSeq, a predicted model, not a curated record
AUGGCAAGAAGGCACGUUUCCUUCUUCAAGAAAAUGUUGUCGCUUGAAAAGACUCCUGAAGAAUCUAACACCAAAAUGUAUCCCUGGGAUGAAUCCCCUUACGAAGACAUUCGCACGAGGGCUGCUUUAAUUCGGUCCAGGGCCCUAUGUCCUGUGACGAAGAAAUCAGUCAACUUUGUAUGCCCUUAUUCUGGAAUCCCCACUCAUCAUGACGAGGAAGCAUGGCUUAAUGAUCAUGAUUAUCAUGAGAAUAAGAAGUAUGAGUUGUUGAAGAAGGUUAACUUGUACGAACACGAUCUACGUUCUGGACGAAAGUUUGACGAGUUCGUAUUCCCUGGUGCUCAAGAAGUCGACUUUACUCCAAACUUAUCCAACUGGGAUACUUUUCUUUAUACCCGGGACUUUAGUCCCAUGAAUACUGAAUUCAAUAUGGCUGCUGCUUCGAAAGUAUUGACAUAUCCUGUGACUAUUGCUUCUAUUUUACAUAAAUAUUCACCACACGAUGCUCAACCCAAAGGUCCCGUGUCUGUCGAGGGAUUGAGAUCAAUGUCAGCUUUGCAUUACACGUUGUAUCCACCAUUUUCAAAGGGUAAAGAUUCUGAAGUUACAUUUAAGGAACGUCCUAUGAGAAUUUUUAUAAUUGGUGCCAAGAUGGAAGCAAUGCUUCCAGGUUAUGUUUGGAAACAGUUUGGAUAUUUGUUCCCAGAAACCAAAUUUGAGUUGCAUUUCAUUGGGCCUGAAUGUUAUUUCAACCCUGAAACGCGAACUUUUACAUCGACCGAUCAACCCCACGGGAGACCGUUGAUUAAGCGUUAUGACGAUCAACUCACAAUGCAUUAUCAUACCCAUUACUUCCAUGAGGUCUACGAUAUGGGAGAUUUGUUCCCCUUUGAUCCUUAUUUGGAUGUGUUCUUCCUCUUCCAUCCAGGGUUCCAAACAGCAGAUUCCGUACACUGGGAUAAAUCACUCAAGGGUUUACUUGAAUCCAAAUGCCCAAUUUAUGUUACUGGUUAUCAUGAAGUCGAUGCAGCUCGUGAAAUUGCAUGGUUGGAAAACCAUCCAUUACAUGAUGAAAUGGACUUUUUAAUGGAUCAAUGCCCUAACCCAUUUGGGUCGACAAAAUUAGACUUGGUCGAUUCUAAUCCUACCGAAACAUUCCAAGCCAAUAGUGACAUCUUUGCUUUCCGUGGUAAACGGUACCAUGCCAUUAAAGUUUAG